AGUCAGCAAACAUCUGUUUCAUUUCAUAUUGACAAUGCAAGACAAAUUGAUCAUUGCAGUCUCCGGAUUCCCGGAACUGUACGAUUCGUCAUUGUUUGUUUACCGUGACAUAAACAAACACAUAUGACACAUGGAAGAAAGUGUUAAGAGAUAGUUGGGAUGUCUAAUAAGUUAUUAGACCUGCUAUGCAGUGUAGUUUAUUUUUCAAAUGGCAGAAAUAUAGACCAGGCACAUUUUUCUUACUAAAUAAAACUGAGUGGAAACAUGAAAAACCUGUAUAUUUAAUCAUCCUUGUCAAGUUCAUGACCGGCCUGCUCUACUACAAACUUGAUAAUUGGCCAAAACCAAACUGGACUUCAGCAGCGGUGUUUGAACGACCCGCCCCCGGUCGACGACCGCUAGACCGCUGCUCAGGAGUCUCAUGAGAGGAGACCAGCAGGAGGGCGUGGACCUGACUUAAAGAAGAGAACGAACGGAGAGAAAAAAAGAGAAAAGAAACUAGGGACCAUACAAGGCAAAGCCGAGGCCUCCUGGAGGACAAACAUAGCCUCACACUCGCUCAGUGUGUGAGGUUGCCCUCUGUGUGCAUUUUACUGUACGUGUGUGUGAGCAGGUGGGACUUUGAUGGGACAGUGAGCAAUGCCUCACACGCAGCGACAGCAGGUUGGCAGUAGGGGGCGGUGCUCCACCCGCCUCCUUCCCGUCCUCCUCCUCCUCCUUUCCCUUGCUGCCCAGCUCAGCCAAGCAGCCAUACACAUACCCUCCACUUUAAAGACACCUCCAAUGAUCACCACACAGCCGGAGUCUGUCACCGUCUUUAGUGUUGAAGACUUUGUUAUGAACUGCGAAGCUUUUGGCGACCCUGCACCGAUUUUCCAUUGGACAAAGGACGGAGAGGAGUUUGACCCAGGCAGUGACGUAGAGCUGAAGGUUUCUAAAGAGUCUGGCUCAUUCGCAUUCUACACACUCAGUAAUACUAUGGACACCCUGAAGCAGUACCAAGGCAAAUAUGUAUGCUAUGCGUCCAGCGAGCUGGGGACAGCUGUCUCCAAUGAGGCUGUACUCACCAUGGAUGUUCCCCCGUCCCAGCAGAAAGAAAAAAAGAUUCACGUGAAGUCUGACGAGGGAAGCAGUAUUGUUCUCAAGUGUAACCCCCCACAGAGCUCUAUGGAGCCUAUCAUUCACUGGAUGGACUGGAGGCUAACCCAUAUCCAGCUAAGUGAGCGGGUGGUGGUGGGGAAGGAUGGCAACCUGUACUUUGCCCAUUUGACAACUGACGACAGCAGAGAUGACUACACCUGCAACGUUCAGUACCUUGCAACACGCACAAUUCUGGCAAAGGAACCCACCACUCUGACUGUCAACCCCUCCAACUCAGUACUGCGGAACAGGAGGCCCCACAUGAUGAUACCUACUGGAAGCCACAGCACUUACCACGCCCUCAGGGGCCAGACUCUGGAGCUUGAGUGCAUCGUCCAAGGCCUUCCAACCCCCAAAGUGUCGUGGCACAGGAAAGAUGGCGAGCUGUCUGAAACUCGGACCACCAAAGAAAUGUUUGACCGCCGCCUGCGCUUCAAUAAUAUCUCAGAGAGCGACGGUGGCGAGUAUCAGUGUAUAGCUGAGAACUCUCAAGGGAAGGUCAUACACACAUACACUGUGACUGUGGAAGCGGCUCCAUACUGGACCAAAGAGCCAGUCAGUCAGUUAUAUGCCCCAGGUGAGAAUGUCAGACUAGACUGCCAGGCGGACGGCAUCCCCUCUCCUACUAUCACCUGGACCAUCAACGGGACCCCCCUUUCAGCAACCGAUAAGGACCCCAGACGGACUCUGACAGCAAGUGGAUCUCUGAUCUUAAAUGAUGUCAACUUUGGAGACACUGCAAUCUACCAGUGUCGGGCCUCCAACAAGCAUGGAACCAUCCUCACCAACACCAACGUCUACGUCAUUGAGCUGCCUCCUCAGAUCCUCACUGAGGAUAGGAAUACAUACACAUUUAUAGAAGGACAGAAGGCUUUACUGGAGUGUGAGAGCUUUGGCUCUCCUAAACCUAAGGUCAUAUGGGAGAACGGCAGCGCCUUCUCGCUUCUGGCAGAUCCCAGAGUUAACCUGCUCACCAAUGGGGGGCUUGAGAUCACUAAUGUCACCCAUGAUGAUGAGGACAACUACACCUGCUCUGUGCAGAACACCAACUUGUCAAUCAGUGCAAACCUGGAAGUGCUCAACAGGACAGUGAUCCUGUCACCUCUGCAGACUCUGAGGGUGCAGCCUGGAAACAAAGCAAUCUUCACCUGUCUGGCCCGAGUUGACCCCAAACUUGGCGUCCCACUCUAUCAGUGGAGGAAGAACAAUCAGAAGCUAUACACAUGGCAAGGACCAGACUUGGUUAUAGAUAAUGUGGAAGAAAAUGAUGAAGGCAUCUACACCUGUCAGGUCAUCACGAAGCUGGACAUGGCUGAAUCCAGUGGCACCCUCACUUUAAUUGAUCGUCCAGACCCCCCUGUCCUCCUCCAGAUCACUGAUCUUAAGCAUCGUGCACUCACCCUCAGCUGGACUCCUGGGGAUGACCACAACAGCCCUGUGACAGAGUAUGUGGUUGAGUUUGAGGACGAAGGUUCAAAGGAGAGAGGUUUUGAAGAGCUGAUGAAAGUAACUGGAAACAAGAAGCGUGCUAGCCUCCUUCUGCGGCCCUACAUGUCCUACCGUUUCCGGGUUAUUGCCGUCAAUGAAGUGGGCUUAAGCAACCCCAGCAACCCGUCUGAAAUUUUCAACACACCUGCUGAAGUACCCGACAAUAACCCUGAAGAUGUUAGGAGCGAGUCCACAGACCCAGACAAUCUAGUCAUCACCUGGAAGGAAAUGGACAAGCAUAACUUCAAUGGACCUGACUUCAAGUACCGGGUGCUGUGGAGGCGAGUGGUGGGCAGUGGACCCAACUGGCACACCAACUACACAACAGCACCGCCAUUUAUCGUCAGUGGCAUCGGCAACUUUUCUGCCUUUGAGAUCAAAGUGCAGGCUGUUAAUGAGAAAGGGGAGGGACCUGAGCCAGACCCUGUCAUCGGCUACUCAGGAGAGGAUGUUCCAUUGGAGGCUCCUAUGGAUGUGGGUGUUGCACUACUGAACAGCACUGCCAUCAGGGUGACGUGGGCAGCAGUAGAGAGAGACACAGUCAGGGGACACCUGCUGGGAUACAAGAUCCACUUGACCAGGAUCGGCUCCAGGGGCCACCACCGAGGCCGAAGGGCCAGGGAGCCAGAGCCCACCAUGGUGGUGGAGACCGGGGCCAAUGAGGAGAGGAAGGUGAUCGGUGAUCUUAGACCGUACUCCCACUAUGACCUGGCUGUCAGUGUAUUCAACAGCAAGGGAGAAGGACCCCUCUCUGAGACGCUGUCCUUCAAGACUGAUGAAGGAGUUCCUGGUCCUCCCUCGUCCCUGGUGCUGGACAGCCCAUCAGAGACAGAAAUGACCCUCCGCUGGACGCCACCUGGCCAGCCCAAUGGAGUCCUUAUAGGGUAUCUACUGCAGUACCAACGGGUUGUGGAGAGUGAUGACAGUCCCAUGCAGGUAGAGACAAUAGAUGACCCCACAAUCACCCAUCUCACCUUAAAGAACCUGGACCGACACAGCCACUACCGAUUCUACAUGAGGGGUCGCACUGCUCCUGGGGACGGAGAGCCCAUCAUGAGGGAGGGUGCCACCACACUGGAUGGAGCGCCUCCUGCCAACAUCAGCCUGUCUGUGGGAGAAAACUCAGUUAACCUCAGCUGGGUGGCCAAGAAGAGACACAGGAAUGUUAGCUUCCAGAUCCACUACCUCAACAAAAAUGAUGGCAGUAAAUGGAAGAAAUCAGAAAAGGUGAACUCCUCUCAGUCUUUUUACCAGCUCCAGGGCCUGACUCCUGGCUCUCAUUAUCGUCUACGCUUCACCUACAGCAACACCACCUUCUGGGAGACUGACAUUGAGACAGAGGGAACAGGAGUGACCGAGGUGGAGCCAAGCUUUGCAACACAGGGUUGGUUCAUCGGCGUUGUGAGCGCCAUCGUGCUGCUGCUGCUGAUACUGCUCAUCCUCUGCUUCAUCAAGAGGAGUAAAGGGGGGAAGUAUUCAGUGAAAGAUAAAGAAGAGGGCCCGAUGGACUCGGAAGCGCGACCUAUGAAGGAUGAGACUUUUGGAGAAUACAGAUCUCUAGAAAGCGACCUUGAGGAGAAGCACACAGCCAGCCUGCCGUCCCUGUGCGAGGAGAGCAAACUGUGCAGCGAGGACAACCUGGACUUCAACGGCAGCAGUGCCAUAACCACUGAGCUCAACAUGGAUGAAUCUCUGGUCAGCCAGUUCAGCCGGCCUAGCGAGGGCCCAGAAGCGCUUCACAGCCUGCCAGACAACUCCCCGCUCAACCCCACCAUCAUCUCCCCAGCCGCCAACGGCCUGCCCAACUCAGUCACCAUCCUCGAUUAACCCCCCCCCCCCCAACAUCCACCGGGGACCGUCAGACCAAAACAUGUCAACACAUAUGUGCCCAUACGCUCCUGUUCCCCGCUGACUUGCCGAUCUGUAGUUUUGACGACUAAUACACAAUCAAUAUAUUGACAAUUCAGAUGCUCCUGGCAGUCAUCUGAUUGACUGGACUAUUUUGACCAAAGGAGAGUCCAAUGUAGUGGACAAUGUGAUACAAGUGUGACUGACGCGACUUACAGCAACUCUCUGACCUGGAGAUGUCCUUUGACCCCCCCGUCAUCCUCCUCUAUCUGUGUAGUUUACAACAUAUCUAAACGACUAACAUUCAUUUCUCUCCCUUUCUUCUCUUUCUUUCUCUCUGCAAACAAACAAACAAAAAAAAUGAAGGAAGAAUGUUGUAUAGGUAGAAAUAUCAGAGGGAUUGUCCUAGAGAGAAGUUGAGUAAUGCUUUGAAAGAGGCGGAUGAUGGUAGAGCCUUGUGUGGGGAAACAGCACAUGCUGCUGUAAAAGGUCUUAGAUAUUUAUCAUAUUUUAUUUCGCACGAUAUGUUUAACACCACAUGUGAUGUCUCAGAUUGUAAUCGCCAGUGACUUUUUCUUUUAAACCUUUUUUUAACAAAUGUGUUUGAAUACAAAACAUCCUUUUUUGCUAUUUGCCAUUUUUAUCAUUAUUUUUUCAUAUUUCUUUUCUACACUAUUUAUAUAAAAACUCAGUAAUUCAUAACUUUUCUUUAUUGACAUAAUUCAUAGAACGAGAUGUUUUCAUUGAAACUAAGUGAAGCCAAGUUUCUUACUAUAAAUAACAUUGGAUGCAUUAAGGGGGAACUUGCUGUGAAAAUGCUGAGUAGCAUCUGGUGUAUAUAGCUGCAUCUACAUCUAUCUAUUUAGCCAUAAUACAGUAUUAUAGAUAUGUACAUGCUCCUUAUAAGUUCCUGUGCCUGCUGGUCUGCGUAGAGCACCAGAUUGAUGUCAUUACUCUCUCGCCUUCCCACCAGAAGUGUAAUGUCAUUAUUGGAAAUGAUAUUGUAAUUUUUUGUGUCGAGAAUUAUGUGUAGCUUUCUGUAUCUGUCCUUGUCUCUUUCUACACUGUAUUAAAACAUUGUUGUCUCCAAUUAACAAUCUUUUCAUACCUGUCCAUCUCAUACUACACUAAUUUGUAAUAGUUUGAGGAGCAGUAUUUAUGUAUAUUUACAGAUUAAAGAGGGGAGUCUUGUGGGCAAACACGCUAAAGUUUUAUUUUCAGGCAUCAAAGCAAGUUGAUAUUGCAGGCAGGUGAAAUGAUUGCCAGAUGAUGUAUAAUAAAGGCAAACAGCUGGUAUUUACAUCAAACACAGAGAAUGUAUUAUUUUCAGGGCUGGGCAGACAUUGUAUUUAGAUGCUACUGAUUAAAAAAAAUCUGAGCUACAAUGCAAUGGAGAUUUAAGAGUGGUUAUGAGAAGACCUGGACAGUUUUUUUUCCACUGAAUGUAAAUACAACCCUUAAAGAUUGUUUUGAUGAACCCAACCAUGUUUGAUAUAAAAAUGUGAAAAAUGUGCAGGUUUAAAACCACUUAACUUAAUUUUAAAAUGUUGCAAGUUGUCAUUUUUCUUCUUUGUACUAUUGCUAUGAAUACAAACUUUCUGUUUUUGACUAAUUAUUGCAGUGCUAUUUGGCUGUUUUAGCAAAAAAAAA
Messenger RNA from Thunnus maccoyii (southern bluefin tuna), 6126 nucleotides. It is a transcript of the gene l1cama, whose product is annotated as L1 cell adhesion molecule, paralog a. Bases 640 to 4455 code for a protein of 1271 amino acids. The transcript is spliced from 28 exons. Gene Ontology annotation, molecular function: protein binding. Lineage: Eukaryota; Metazoa; Chordata; Actinopteri; Scombriformes; Scombridae. The record is from RefSeq and is a predicted model, not a curated record. Gene Ontology annotation, biological process: cell-cell adhesion; axon guidance. Gene Ontology annotation, cellular component: axon; plasma membrane.